GUGUCAUGGACAGCACUGAGGAAUGUAAAUGUGCGUGGGGCGAAUCUGUCAAGAGUGAUGUCAAACAUGGAUUGUACGAAGGAGUAGAACACGUACAGCGAGUGGUUGUACAUGAACAUUGUCGCGAGUAUGCUCGCGUGUGCUCGUCGAGUGUUGCUUGCGCUGCGGAGCGGGAAGAACGCUUUACGUUGAAGGACAGUGUGGUCAGCUCAGUAGCACAACAUGGGAUCUGAGGCUCUGUACAGGCACUGCAACAGUAGAUUGGAGAGACGAGUUGUAGCAAUGUUUAUUGUCUGUGUUGUUGCACUCAGAGUACCUGCUGGAGGAUGCUUGCAAGCAGAGGACUGGGCUGGAGAGAAC
Fomitiporia mediterranea MF3/22 is the source of this 360-nucleotide messenger RNA. RefSeq lists its product as uncharacterized. NCBI's taxonomy places the organism in Eukaryota, Fungi, Basidiomycota, Agaricomycetes, Hymenochaetales, Hymenochaetaceae. The transcript is spliced from 3 exons. The record is from RefSeq and is a predicted model, not a curated record. The annotation marks the transcript as partial.